This is a messenger RNA of Symbiodinium sp. CCMP2592, 798 nucleotides long. NCBI's taxonomy places the organism in Eukaryota, Dinophyceae, Suessiales, Symbiodiniaceae. The record is from the annotation of a GenBank genome assembly.
AUGUUUGGCCACUUCAACCGGUUGCCCUGGGUUCAGGGUGCCGAUGUUCCUGUCGAAGUGGAUGUGUGGCAGGGUGGCUUUGACAGCAUCAACCGCGGCGCCGGUGAUCCCUGGCAGGGCCAGGUUCGUGGCAAGAUUUGGUGGAGCGAUGCGGUUGAGUACAUGGCUGCGAUCUAUCUCGCCGGUGACAUCACGCUGCUCACCUUCUCGGAGCUCUACUCUCUGCAGGUACCUACACUGGUGCCCCAUGCAGACUGGCAAGCCAGGAUUAUGUCGGACAUGUGCCGCACCGGCAUCGGCUGGUUUCACAUGCACUCACCCCUGUACCGGCUCGAGGGAGAGUUGACGUUCCCAUACUCUCCCUGGGGUUGCGAGCUGGACCAAAUUCGAUACUGGCUGCAAACUGCGGAUGCCUGGCGCUAUCCGCACGUGCAGCACUUCCACUCUUUUGUGGACCUGUAUCGACAGCUGCUGUCUUGGGCAGCAACGCCUGGAGAGCUGGAGAGGCUCCGUGGCGAGAUGGAGGCUUUCCACCUGCAGCUCUCGCGAAGGACGCUGCUGUACUUCUGGAACCUGCUUGCAGCCAAGCUUCCAGAGCUCCUCCUUGUGCCCGAGGAGCCCUCUCGGCUCACCGACCGCAUCAUUGCGGCUCGGCGCGUGUCGGCUACCCACACGCUGCGAAGGACAUUAGGCUUGCGAGCCUCCACGACGCGAUUUCCCGAGGGCGCCAGGACUCUGACGCAGAUGCAGUCCAAUGCGUUGUUGCGAACUCUGCUUGGCUCACAGGCUGAAAUGUAG